CGAGUAGAUGGUUUUGGAGGUCUUCAAGUCGUCGCAGUAAGAAACUAUAUUUUAUGUCGCCAAGCAGCCGCUCAAAAAUACUGCAACAAAUUAAUCAUAAUCCAUAUAAUUAAAGAAAAUGGCGGAUCCGAAAGAAAUUACCAACAAAAAGCUUCAAGGCAAGGUCGCGAUCGUCACCGGCGGCGCCAGCGGCAUCGGCGAAGGCACCGCGCGCAAAUUCGCCUUGCACGGGGUGCGGGCUGUCGUGAUCGCGGACGUCCAGGACGAGAAAGGCCAAAACGUCGCCGCAUCGAUCGGUUCCGACCGCUCCAUCUACAUCCAUUGCGACGUGACCGACGAGGACCAGGUCAAGAGCUUGAUCGAAUCGACGGUCAGGAUUUACGGCCGCCUCGACAUCAUGUUCAGCAACGCUGGCGUCGGCAGCGCCGGCGAGCAGACCGUUUUGGAGCUGGACCUGGCCAUGUACGACAGGGUCAUGGCGGUCAACGCCCGCGGAAUGGCGGCGAGUGUGAAGCACGCGGCGAGGGCGAUGGUGGAGGGGGGCGUGAGGGGGAGCAUCGUGUGCACGGCCAGCGUGACGGCGAGCAUGGGGUCGGCGAAGUUCGCGGACUACACAAUGUCGAAGCACGCUGUUUUGGGGCUGAUGAGGUCGGCGAGUGUGCAGUUGGGCGCGUACGGGAUACGCGUCAACUGCGUGUCCCCAGGGAGCGUGACGACGCCGCUGCUGCGGUCGAGUUUUAAGGCGGGUGCGGUGGCGGAGGAGGAGGAUGUGGGGAUGUUGGUGGAGUCAAGUUUGAGGUUGAAAGUAGGGAAGACGAUCUCUGUGGAGAAUAUAGCUGACGGCGUCGUCUUUUUGGCUUCUGACGACUCUGAAUUCGUCACCGGCCAUAAUUUGGUUGUGGAUGGUGGGUUUAUCAGUAGGAUAACCUGAAGAUUACAUAUAGUUUUAUUUAUUUCUUUCUCAAGUGACAAAUGAAAAACAUUGAAUGUACUCAAGAUCCGAAAGUUGCGGAUUCCUCAUGGCAGAAUUAUGACUUCAAUGAAUGGUUUUGUUUUGGUUUGUCUUUC
Messenger RNA from Prunus mume (Japanese apricot), 1068 nucleotides. The record is from RefSeq and is a predicted model, not a curated record. NCBI's taxonomy places the organism in Eukaryota, Viridiplantae, Streptophyta, Magnoliopsida, Rosales, Rosaceae.